AUCGCCUCCGCGCGAGCAACCUGCGCCGAGGCCGGGAGGUCCGCGGCGGAGCGCGCCGAGGACCUUGGGCGCCUGGAGCCGGCCCGCGCCGAGGAGGCCGAACAGGAGCCAGCGCGCGCGGGUGCGGCCCUCCGCGGACAGACGCCCCGCGCCGCCGCCGUCACCGACGCGUGGCUUCGGCGGUACAGCCGGCGCGCGGAGGCCGCGCGGAGCACGGCAGUCGAGUCGAAGGGCACCGCCGGUGCCUCGAUGCCCGGCGACCCUGACCCGUCUCCCGCCAGCCUGAUAUCCGAGAGCCCUGUCCCGUCCCCCGCCAGGGAGGUCUCCGAGACCCCUCCUCCGGGGCCACGGGGUGUUGCUGCGCCUAGCAGCGCGAGCAGCGACGCCCCGGCGCGCCAGGAGGGCGACGACUGCGACUGGUCCUCCGCCGCCGAGGCCCCCGAGGAGGCGGGCGAUUACGGCAGCGUCCCGAAGGGCGACGCCAUCGCGGACACUCUCGACGCCGUCGCGGAACCUCUCGACGCGAUCGACGAGGCCGAGGCGGAAGAGCGCGAGGCCGCCGUCGUAGGAGCGGCCCGCGGCGGUCCGGCGUCCUUGCAGGACUCAGAGGCCGCAGCUGGUGCGUCGGCUGCCGUCGGCCCCCAGCGACGUCAGGCGCUGAUGUCCCACAGGGUCGUCGAGGUGAGGGCAGGCUCUCUGAGGUACUACCCGGCGCUCUCUGCCGGGGAUAGGUCGGCCACUAUCGAGCGCGUGCUCCGCGCGCGCGGCGAGGCGGCGAAGGCCGAGGCCCGCGAGCUUGGACUCGAUGCCUCGACGCUCGAGAAGGCCUGCGAGUCCGUGGCCGGCGCAGGCCGAGCCAUUCUGGCGCCUCCGGCCGCCGACGGCUUUCGCUACUUGGUCUUCGACGUCGCGCUGGCGAAGAGGAGCAAGUUCCUCUAUUUCCAGGAUUGGUCGCAGACAGCGGAUGGCUACUACUACCUCCGCGUGCAGGACAGGCGCACUGGCGUUUGGCAGCCAGUCGCUCUCGCGGCCCAGUCGGGCCCCCCCGUGAUCAGCCGCGCGGCGAGGUCCAUAUGCAAGACCCAUUGCGACCACACCUUCGGCGGGGAGGUAUGGUUCAACGUGCUCAACCAGAUGGGCGGCUGCCCCGCCGAGUUCGUGGACGCCUAUAACGUCGCCGUCGACAGGCGACUCCAGGCGGUCGACCUCCCGCCGCUCGACGCGGCUGCCUCCAGCGCGCGGCGCAGGGACGCGCCUGGCCCGGCGAGCGAACGCCCAAGGUUCCUCAAGAGGCAGGCCGCGACGCUCCUCUGGAAGGCGGCAGACAUCGCAGCCAGUGCCUCGACGCCUGGCGGGCACCCUGAGGACGAUCGCCUCGAGGCGGAGCGCCUCCGCAGCGAAGCCGGCGAGUUGACCCGCCGGAGGCUGGCGAUGCAGGCGGAUUCCGCCAGGGCGGCCAGCCGCCCAGCCACCGGCCACGCGCCGCAGGCUUCGGGCGCGCAGCAGGGCGAGCCGAUCGCGCACUUCGCCAGGGCGCUCCUGAACACGCUGCUGGCGCUCGGCGUGGAGCGCGAGCCGGCGGCCAACAUGGUCGACCCUGGCGGGGGCCAGGGCGGCGACAAGGGCGACGGGGGGAAAAGCGGGAAGGGCAUGGGGCAAGAGGUGAGGCGCCCGGCCCCCGAAAGCCGAGCUGGUGCCUCGACGCCCAGCUAAGGCGCAGAUGGCUGGUGGGAUUUGUCUGCUGAGCAUCACCGAGCGGUGGAAUCUAAUGUCUUCGAUUGCCCCCUGUUGGGCGAAUCACUUGCGCAACCUCGCUGAGUGUCCCCAUAGCACCUCUGCGUGCGCCGAGCGGGGCCCAGAUUCAGGGGGACCGGUGCGCACUUUUUUAAAGGUCCCCCCAUCUGCUCCUCCUCCCCCUCUCGCCCCCUCCCCUUCCUCACCCUCCUCAUCCGUAUCCAUUUUGGUUACAGUCGCCCUCAGGGGGGCAUUCGCGUCGGCACCGCGUGCGCAUUGGCCACAUAUCUUGUGCAGAUGUCUUCAGGAUUUGUCCUGGUACAUAUUAUUACCGUUGCGGCAUCCUCUGCGGCCACGCGUGUGCCUUAUUAUCCCGCCGCCACCGCGGCGCCCUAUAUUGCAAGGGCGGCGUCGCCAGUAUUAACGGUGGCUCGUCCACGGCGCGCUCGAUCGGCGGACGGUGCACGCAAACGCCCACUUCGAACAAUUGAUCGUCGGUUUGCAGUCCCUCAUGGAGCAGUGUGCAUGUAGCUGGACGCCUCAGUGGAAGCUCUGGAAAUCGUUGGCCUGGAACCCGCAGCCGCCCACUCAAACCAAUUUCGAUGAGGGCAGAGCCAGCAGCAGCUUCCAAUGCACGUUUGCGUCAGGGUCUUCGAAGGUCUUCGAGGGCCAAAAUCCGUCAAAAUCCUUAUUAGUUUUGGGGAGGCCGGGAAGCCAGCC
Messenger RNA from Prorocentrum cordatum, 2454 nucleotides. The record is from the annotation of a GenBank genome assembly. Lineage: Eukaryota; Dinophyceae; Prorocentrales; Prorocentraceae.